Trachemys scripta elegans is the source of this 5299-nucleotide messenger RNA. RefSeq lists its product as uncharacterized. Lineage: Eukaryota; Metazoa; Chordata; Testudines; Emydidae. Gene Ontology annotation, cellular component: membrane. The transcript has 3 exons. Bases 448 to 1473 code for a protein of 341 amino acids. The record is from RefSeq and is a predicted model, not a curated record.
CACUGGUUUUCUAAACAUGCAACGUAUACAGUUUGAAUAACUUAAAACUGAGUUCCUGUUUCCCCUGCAGAACUGUAGGUUUUUGUAGUCUGUGACUGUGAGAUUUUUUUAGCUUGUUACACAGGAAAGAAGUGACUUUGUUUACGCAGGAAGCAGAGUAUGUAUUUAAAAAGAGUUAUUUCCUCCUAACAGUAAUUAUAUUUCAUCUCACUAUUCACUGUGAAAGCCUCAGCCAGUUGCAUCUGUGGAACACUUCUUUGCAGAGUCUUUUUUUUUUAAAUGGGUAAUUAAAAUAGAUCCUGAGCUGUAAUCUAACCCCACUAUACCACUGUGGCACAGGACGAAAGUGAGAAAGCACAUGGAUUUUCCUAUCUGAGGAUUCCCUUAUUGUCAUUUACCGUUGCGGUUUCAAUCUUCAUAAAAGAGGAAAUAGCUUUACACAGAAGGAUGAUUUCUCACAACAUGACAUGGAUAAGAUAUCCAAGCCAUAGCUUCGACCCAUCUAUCAGAAUAGAAGACCUCAUAGUUUCUCAAAAUGUCAUAUCAAGAUUUAUGCACUGUUACAUUGCCUUCUUUGUACCAACAGGUUUAAUAGCUGGCAUAUUUAUCCUGACUGUCUUCAUAAAGAACUAUUUGCGGGAUAGUGGCUUGGAAAAAUUAGAUAUAUUUCUUUUUUAUUUCACCAUCAGCAAUAUUGUAAUGAUAUUUUUUUCAUUUACUGUCAUAACUAGACCUGACUAUUUAAUGGCAACCCAGUUAGAGUGUGGAGCUCUGUCGUUUUUUUUCAACGUGAGUUAUUUCAAUUCUCAGUAUCUUCUGAUUUUGAUGCUUCUUGCUUUUUUAUUCAGGAGAUUCCCACCAAGGACAGUUUUGAUGACCAAAGCAACUCAAAGUCCAAUGUUAUGUGUUGGAUUUGUACUAACAUGUGCCUUCUGCAUAUCACUGGUAGUGGUGGCAUUGCUAGGCACAGAUAACUACCACAAAGAAACAGCCUGCCAGUUAGAUCCAUUAUUCGCAUGGCCUGAAUAUGAGAUUAUUAAAUUUAGCUUUGGGUUUGGAAUUCCAUUGUUUUUCCAGAUACUCUGUUUUAUUCUAUUUUUUGUUAAAGAAGCACAACCAGAAGCUCCAACCCAGAGAGAGAAUAUUCAAGCUUAUCUGGCUGUGCUGACUAUAACCAUAACAAUGUUUGUAUGCCGUCUGUUUUACAACACUAUGAUUCUCUCCAGGACUACAUUAAAGAUACACAAAAGCAUUGGAACUCCCAAGAACGAGCUAAUGAUGAAUAUUGCAGAGAUAGUGUUGUUUAGUGAGAACUGCAUUAGUUUGAUAUUCAUACUUUGUCUUCAUAAACCAUGCCAGGCUGGAAUACUGAAAAUCCUAAUGAAUCUCACAAAAGUUUGCAGAAAAGAUACUACCAACAAUCGUCCUGAAAUACCAGUAACAGAUGUACAUGGUGAAAAUGGGUCUCACUGAUUUCCCUCCCCAUGCAAAGUAUUGAAACAUUUUCACUUGUUUUAUCAAGAACUGUCCAUUGGUUUUGGCCCAAGACUAGACCUACCUUACAAAUAUCUGAAGAAAAAUGUUGUUUGGGACCUACCGUCAAAGUUUUUAAAAUGAAAGGAACUGGUUUAUGUUGGAAUUUCUCUAAACCAAAACAAAAAGUCUAACACAUACUGAUGCCAGAACAGCAUGCUUUCUUGAGGACUUCGAUGCACAAGCACGGAAAUAAACAAAAGCACAGCAAAAGCAUCUUUACCAAAGACAAAAUCAGGAGGGAAUGACAUUCUGUUUUCACAACUGUAUUUCCAUGCAACUGGAAUUUAGUAUACUAGAGAUGGACAAUAGUUAUGUAUUAUACAAAUAAUGGCUAAUUCGAAGGGCCAUGGCAGUAAAAUAUGCUCCAAGAGUGAAAAAAGUCUUGAAAUUGUGAUAUUGGCAGAACUGUGAUACAUUGUAGAUUAUUCCAUAAUUUAAAAAAAAAAAAAAAAAAAACACAGUGCUAACCUGAGAACAUUCUCUCCCCUCCAUCCAUCCUCCCUCUUGGAGCCCAUCAGGGGAUUUUUUGCCUUCAUUCCCCUUGUGGACAUAGUAGUCUUUUGAGAGAGAGGAGUAGAGCUCCAAAAUUGUCUAUUUAUCCACGAUAACCUUUGGAGAAGUGGACAAGUUAAAGUGUCUCAAAUACAAGGCAACUCUGGACCGAAGGGAAGACUUCAGGACCCUCAUGAGUCACAGAACUAGGACAGAGAAACAGGAUGGCAAAUUAAGCCCGUGUAUAAGAAUGCAGGAUUUUUUGUUGAUGACUUCAAUGCACAAGCACAGAAAUGCUCAAGGUGCUAUAAACUCAGCAUUAAGACUGAGGAUAAUUAGUGAUGAGUUUUGUGGGAAGAUGGAUCCAUUUAGCUCAAUCCAGAUUAUAAAGGAGGUGAGAGUGUCUCUUUUAGCAAGAGGGAAAUAAAGACCUAGGGUAAUGAAGGCCCUGGAGGUGAAGCCUCUAGGAAGAGGGAAUCUUAGGAUGAGUUUUUUAAAAAAACAAAAAAACAAAAAACAAAAAAAACAAAAACAAUUAUAAAUAAAGGUAGACCCCAAGAAGGGGAGAGUUUGGAUUCUAAUGCGGGUUCUGUGUACUUUGCUGAGGACAGGGUAGGGACUAACAUUUGGUACUAGAGGUGGGAUUCCCUAAGACCCACUGCACAAAGAGGAAAAAUGGAAGAAAUUCUAUAUGAAUGGUAGAACAGCAACUACACCAUGAGCCAGUUCAGAAAGUCCCCUUGCAGCAUCAGCACAGGCUGAAGUCCAAUAACUACCAGUUUCAAAUGCAAAUGAGGCUUACCUGGUUUCUUCUGAGUGGGUAGUUACUGCAGUUCAGUGGGACAAGGAGUCAGGAACUAUACAUUUAACCUCCCCUUCUCCGCUCCCCUUUUUUUAACACGGCAGUGCAAGCUUCAUACGAGGCUUUGGACAAGCAUGUGGCCAUAGGUUACAAGGCUAUCGGGACUUAUUUUGGACUGACUGGGAGGUCUCAUAGGAGACUUACCAGCAGAGAUUUUGAAGUGAGCUCUUUCUGUCAGGGGUGCAGCCACAUACCUUUGCUCAAUAUUUGAUGGCUUGGGAACUCAUUGGCUCAGGCGUAAUACCCAGAUGGUAAGGGAACAGAUGGAUUUUGUAACAGUGGAGCAGUGCUGGAAAGUCUGCCUGAGAGGGUGAAGGCUUGUUUGGACAGCUGGUGUCAGUGCACCCUGGUACAGGCACACAAAGAGGACUAACUGGCACUAGAGAUAAUCACAGCCAUGUCCUAAAAUAAAGGAGGACAUCCAGCUGGACAGACAGUAGAACUGCCACAUAGAAGAACAAGGGAGCAACCAAAAAAGAUGCUUGCCCAGAAUCCAGUAAAAAUCCAACACAUUUGACCUACUGUCCAUUUCUAGGGUGGCCAACUUACACACAUAAAAAGUCCUGCUGUUUCUGGAGCGUGACUACAUGGACCUAUGUGGUCUCACUAAAGCCAUAAGGACCGGCCUUCUGACAGGAACAGAGUGCCAAUACAACUAGAAGGGGGACAGUACAAGACCUAAGAGACUUGGGAGUGACCAAACAUAAGUUAGGAGAUCUUAGUCAAGAAUGAGAUACUACAGGCAGCAGAACCUAUUAGAUCACUUGUGUCAGCAUGGGAUUCCUGGACAGAGCCCAGACUUUUGUUUCCCUAUUUGGGAGUCAUAUGAAUGGACUCUGUCCCCCUCAUCACCAUGGCCUUCUUGUCAGGUGGGGAGACUAAAGCAUUUCCCUGGAAUCCAGGGCAUGUCCUAGGUCCCUGAUAAUGGUCAUGACAAGGAAAACACCAUAGGCAGUGAGGUGACUAGGUUUAGUGGCAGCAACAUGAGACUGGGAAUUGGGUCCUGCAUGGGUUGAACAGGAGAAAAUGAAGGUGAGCAUACCAGGGAGGGGCUGGAAGGUAUGUAAUAGGGUGAUGGACUAAAACCCCUUAUUGGAAUAUAGAUGUCAUCCUAGGAUCAGGUGCUCAAAGCUUUCCUUAAGAUUCAGGGUAAUCACUGCUGGGACAUGAUAGCAGGAAGGUCCAUUUAGUUCCAAACUGGAUAUAAGAGGGUGGGAGUGUCUCUUUGGGCAAGAAGGAACUAGGACAGAAGGAACAGCCCAGGGGGGUGAAGAAACUUCGGCUAAGGUUUAUAUGGUUAUGGUUUUUAAAGUUAUCACUAACAGGUGUGGGGUAAAGGCUAUUUACCAAAAGACUAGUGUGCACUUUCCUUCCCUUACCAGCAAUAGCUCUGUUAACCACCCUUUCUCCUGCCAGGCUCACCUAAUUUGCUGAGAAAUAGUCCACAUUUAUUUCUGGCCAUAUCACCAUAAAUUAACCAAUGGCAUUAGUUAAAAAAAAGCCAAGGGUGAAUAUUAUGUGAAAUGUGUACAUAUGCUCCUAGGGACCCAGUUUGCUCUGGAAAAAGCCUGUGUCUUUCAUUGUAAUGCAAGAGAUCUAGGCUGCUGAUUGCUGGGGAAGUUGGGUGUGAAUUUUAGUGCUGAUGAAAUACAUUGGAAUGGCAGCUCUAGAGACUAAGGACUUGCCUUCACUGCAACAUUUAGCUCAAAUUAGUACAUGUGAGUUACUCAACUCAAACUAGCCUAGCUCAAGUGAGAGUGAUCACAUGCAAAACACCACUGGACCAAAGCACAAAGUGAUUGGAUUAACAGUUGACUGAUUCAAGAUGCUGCAUCCCCUAUUGCAUUGCUAAAGUCAGCAGCACUGGAACUUCAGACCAUACGAAUUGAUGGAAUAGCUAGAUCAAAAGUACCACUUAAUUUAGUUUAGAGAUUUUUAAAUCUGGGCAUGAGUUGUGUUGGAGGCAAAACUUGAGUUACACCACAAGCUAACAAGGUAGCAAGGAUGAGCCCUGAAGCCCUCUAUAUAGUCACAGUCAUAUACACCUCAGACACUAACAACAAAGAUUUCCCCACAAUGUCCCACCAAUAAAACUAAACCUGACCUGCAACCAUCACUUCUUGGGGUGAAAGGAUAGGUUUUAGCCUUAAUUCCUUAGUUUUAGGCACUGAUUGGCCAAUGAUGGGGCCAAUUAAUGCCAAUUGUAUUGGUGAGUUUUAUGUGGACACAUGUCCACAUACCUGGGACAUGUCUGAGAAAUGAGACUGAGGUAUCCAGCAAAGGCUGCCAGGCUCAACUGGGAUUUCCAGAAAGCACUGUUGUUUCUUUGCACAGUGGAUUGGUUUAGUUUUUUAAUUUCUUAUUCUAUUUUUAUACUGAUUGCAAUGUGAAAGAUGGAUGAUUACAGAG